UCUCUCUAUCCACUCUUACUUUCAAACCGAUGAACAGAAAUCAAGGCCCUCGUCAUCAUCAUCUCUCUCUUGUCGUUUCAUUAAAUAUUACAGGUGACGAGGAACGAACGCUUCGUGACAUUUAGUCUUGCCAAUUAAUUUUCGUACGUACCCCAUUAAAAAUAAAUGGGGUCCAUAAAAUCCACUUCCGGUUGUUGUUCUUGUUCCGUCGUGUUGGUUCUUUUUGUGGCGUGUAUUUUAGUGGCAGAUGUUAAAACGGAGGAGGUCGUGAGGAGUGGAUCACAUUAUGAUGGAAGUUUGCUAAGUAGUCGACGAGGGGUUGGAUCGACGGUGUCUUCUUCUUCCGGAGAAAAUAGUCCUUCCUCCGGAAAAAUGUAUCUCCUCCGGAGAAAAAAGACCAAGAAGAAUGGUCUCGUCGUCCCAAAAUCGAACUCUUUCUCGAUCCCGAUCUCUGCAGAGAGUUACCACGCGUAUAAUUCCCGAUAUGACGACGCCACCCCGGACAUUGAAGACAUCGACGUUGGGACGAUGUUAUCCCGUCCCAGUGAUAACGACAACUGGGUCUCAUCCCUCCAACAAGCUUAUAUCCUGUCGAAAAAUAAACAAGCCCACCAAACCCCCAUCAUGGUUGACGGCACCUCUUCCUCAUCAAAUACCGAAUUUCGGAGCAACAUUCCUCUCCCGAGUAAUCCUUUCAUGCCAAAAAUUACGGAAAAACAUUAUUCAAAAGGUUCCACUUCACAUCAUCACUUUCAGAAAAAUAGUAACCACUAUUAUUCACCCAACUCUCGUGCCGACAAUUUUCUGUCGUCUCUCUCCUCAAUCACGGCCUACUUACCAAAGCUGCCGAUCGCACUUCCGUCCUGGAACAGACUAAAAUCCUCGUCCUCCUUGUCCAAACCAGCCUUGCAGGCAACAACUCCACCUCCCACCGUGGUCGUGGCCUCAUUGACCCCGGCAGAAUCCAAGGUCCAUCCCAUCAUCGCUUCUGCCCCGGCACGUCGCUCCCAGAUGGAGUCCAUCCUCUCCAAAUUAGAGAAACUUGACGAAAUCAAGGCCGCCCUUCCUCCCAAAGGUUCCUACACGCCGUACGGCGAGAGGACAAUUAUCAUGCUGAAAUAUCCCGGACUUCCUGAACGGCAUCGCGUAGCUCAAAACGACAUCAGUCUGGGCUCUUUUGGUCGCGAUAUGUACGCCCUUGGUGGCAUUCGACCCAUCUCGAUAACCAUGGACGACUGGCAGACGCCUUCUCGAAAACCUAUCAAACUCAAAGAUCCCGACGUGGGGGUUAUCAUCGCGCAGAAUUACAUCCUCCAACCCGACGUGUCGUUGAAUUCGCAUUAUAAAUACCAACCCCAAGGUGGGGACGAUUCCUCCACGUCCGAUUUCGACAUGGUGUCACAACUCGCCAAAGCUCUUGCGGAACGGAAUAGGAUCAUUAAUAGUUUUUCGGCUGGGAAACAUGGGUCAUCGGGACCAUUGAAGGAACCACCUUUUGUCCUCGUUCAUUUGGAGUCCUACACGAAAAAGAAGAACACCACGACGCCGUAUGGUUUCGACGAGGAGAGGGAAAUCAGUUACUCGAACGGGACAAUUAUCUACCCCUCGUUGGACGAUCCGACGACCUUGGCGAGCACGAAGUUUGAGUUUGAAGGGCUUAACGAUGUCGAAAAUGUGUUUAACCGACCCCUUCAAAUUGGACAACGAGGCGGCGGUAUGAAACCUAUCGUGCCACUGGGUCUGGUAGAAAUCCAGAACUAUUUGCGCCUCAUGUACACCAUGCAUCACGACAUUCAUGACGGGGGCCAUGUCAAAAUGGGGGAACUUAAGGGUUUAGCCGCCACGGUGGAGAGGCAGCCGCUGGAGGGCUCGCGUCCCAUGGCGGAUUGGGAGGUGGAGCGAAACAUGGAAAAAUAUAAGGAAAAUUGGAUGCACACGUCGACCUUGGGGUUGAGAUCGAUAAGCGAUUAUCCACCACCACCACCCAAGCUUCCAAUCCCUUAUCCGACGUAGUUGUAUGAUAGUUAUAAUAAUGAUAUUAUAUUUUUUUAAUUUAAUUAUAUUUUAAAGUGUAAGAAUAUGUAAAAACUUGUUAUAAAUUAUUUAUGAAAAGAUAUGUAUUUUACGGUAAUAAUUUAGCAAAAUUUUGCAUAUACCAGACCAAACGUAGCGAAAUCCAUAUCAUGUUAAUUAUGCAUGGAAAAAUGUAUUACAAAAUUUA
Messenger RNA from Folsomia candida, 2221 nucleotides. RefSeq lists its product as uncharacterized. The transcript is spliced from 2 exons. Bases 166 to 2013 code for a protein of 615 amino acids. The record is from RefSeq and is a predicted model, not a curated record. NCBI's taxonomy places the organism in Eukaryota, Metazoa, Arthropoda, Collembola, Entomobryomorpha, Isotomidae.